GGAAGUUUCCAGAAUUUAUUUGAAUAACCUCAUACAUCUUAUACCGUGUUGUGGCUGCUACAGAGGACACAAGAGUUUACCUGGAAGACACAGGAUUCAAUAAGGGACUCAAGAUGACACUCCACACCUGUCUCAUGUUUUUCCUGCUGACGCAUGGAAGCCUCUCUCUCUCCAGACCGCAGUGUUACACAUGUGACCAAACAUCCUGCAAGUGCUCAAGACAAAACCUUGAAAAAGUCCCUGUAACCCCUCUAAAGCUCGUCACUGAACUCGACCUGUCAUUCAACAUGCUGACAACCAUAGGGAAGAACGACUUUGAUGCACAUGCCAGUUUAAUAUCUUUGCUCAUGAACAACAACCAAAUCAACACGAUUGAGGAGCAAGCAUUUGCAGAGCUGACUAAUUUAGAGAAACUGGACUUGUCCUUCAACAGACUGGAGACGUUGUCUGCUGGAUGGUUUGAGAAGCUGUUUUCUCUUCAGCAUUUGAACCUUUUGGGCAAUACAUAUAAAACACUGGGUCAAGGUGGUCUUUUCCAGCCACUGAAGAGAUUGAGGAUCCUUUAUUUUGGAGGACCAAACUUUUUUCAUAUUAGAACAGAGGACUUUUCUGGUCUCAGUCAUCUUGAAGAAAUUAUUAUUGAUGGUAUGAAUCUGAAAGGCUACGCAGGAGGAAGUUUAAGUCAAACUAGGCCAAUCGAGCGUGUUACACUCAGUCUAGAUGAUCUAAAAUUCUUCUUGACUCAUGGGCAGAUCAAGGAUGACCUCAAAUUUGACCACUUGGAGGAGGUUGUUUUUAAAAGUGUUGAUGUCCCUGAUUUCUGGAAAUUCCCGGUUCUAACAUUCCUGGCAUCUGUGCUGAGGGUGAUUCGCAGGUUGUCAGUCGUCAACUCCAAAUUGUAUUUUAUACCUUGUAUAACUUCGGUCUUUUUCACACAUCUGGAGUAUUUGGACUUCAGUGAAAACUUUUUAACUGAUCGGACUCUUAGUGAAUUUAUGUGUAAAGGUGUUCUACGGAGUCUGCAAACCAUCAAUAUCAGUUGGAAUCGCAUGCUGGUGAUCAACAGCAGGAUCUUCACCAGAUUGGACAAGCUUGAACGUCUCGAUAUGAGUGGAAAUGGAUUUCAUAAUAUGCCUGAGACUUGUUACUGGCCACCCAGUCUUCAGGUUUUGAACCUUUCUUCCUCUCAUUUAACAAAAGUGACAGCAUGUUUGCCACAGAGUUUACACAUUCUUGAUCUAUCAGACAAUGCUUUAAUUAUUUUCAACAUCAGUCUGUCGUUUCUUAAAGAGUUGUACAUCUCUGGAAACAAGCUAAGAAGUUUACCAGAUGGUGGUUUCUACCCUGGUCUCGCAAUGCUCUCCAUUCAAAAUAACGACCUGCAGAAAUUUAGCAGAAAUAUUCUAAAUGCUUUCAGCAAUCUGACAAGUUUAAAGGCAAGUACCAGCACAUACAUUUGUUCAUGUGACUUUGUGGUGUUCAUGAAGAGUGAAGUGGUCCAUCAUCAGGUCUCAUUAAGAGAUGAGUUCAGGUCUUACAUAUGCGACUCCCCUGAUGGAGAAAGAGGGAGAAGCGUAGGAGAUGUGAGCUUGUCUGUGUUCGAGUGUCACACAGCCUUGGCUUUUUCUUUACUCUGCUUGUUCAUCCUUGGAGUGAUUUUGCUCAUUGUAGGUUUGUGUCACAAAUUCAAUGUUUUGUGGUAUCUAAAGAUGACCUGGACCUGGCUGAGAGCUAAGAGGAAGCCCAAGUUAAAGAAGGGAGAGCUUGAGUUUGACGCCUUUGUGUCAUACAGCGAAAUGGACUCUAGCUGGGUGGAGGCACACCUGGUCCCUGAGCUGGAGCAGGUGGAGCCUCGUCUCCGGCUCUGCCUUCACAAGAGAGACUUCUUACCUGGAGGCUGGAUCCUGGACAACAUCAUGGACGCCAUAGAGAGGAGUCACAGAACUCUGUUUGUCCUCUCUCAGCAUUUUGUCAGGAGCGAGUGGUGCAAGUACGAGCUGGAUUACACUCAUUUCAGAAUGUUCGAUCAUAAUGAUGACUCGGUUGUGCUGAUUCUGUUGGAGCCCAUUGACAAAGACAGCAUCCCCAAAAAGUUCUGUAAGCUCCGGAAAGUCAUGAACUCUAAAACAUACCUGGAGUGGCCUGAUGACGACACCCAGAUCCCCAGAUUCUGGCAGAGCUUGAGAAAAGCUACUCUGAGACCUGAAAUGGGAAACAGCAAUGUGUAA
Cheilinus undulatus (humphead wrasse) is the source of this 2228-nucleotide messenger RNA. Its product is annotated as toll-like receptor 2. Gene Ontology annotation, cellular component: membrane. The transcript has 3 exons. The record is from RefSeq and is a predicted model, not a curated record. NCBI's taxonomy places the organism in Eukaryota, Metazoa, Chordata, Actinopteri, Labriformes, Labridae. Gene Ontology annotation, molecular function: triacyl lipopeptide binding; transmembrane signaling receptor activity; protein binding. Bases 114 to 2228 code for a protein of 704 amino acids. Gene Ontology annotation, biological process: immune response; inflammatory response; toll-like receptor signaling pathway.